Messenger RNA from Arabidopsis arenosa, 1584 nucleotides. NCBI's taxonomy places the organism in Eukaryota, Viridiplantae, Streptophyta, Magnoliopsida, Brassicales, Brassicaceae. The record is from the annotation of a GenBank genome assembly.
ACCUGCGCCUCUCUUCUUCUCUUUCAUUUUUUUUUUCCGGUUUCAGGAAUUAUUCCUCUCCUCCUCUCUCAGAUGCAUUCACCUACAAAACUCUGGCGGACAUCAAAGGAACCCUAGCUUUUCUCCGGUCUUAUAUCGCCUCUAUCGCCGCCGAUCGGUGGUUCGAUUUCAAAUCCAAGAAGAAGAAACGCAGAGGUUCGAUUCGUCGUCGUCUCAGGAUGCUUUGGAUCAUGAGAUUCUCCGGUUUAUUCUCCGCCGCUUUGGUUAUCAUCGUCCUCUCUCCUUCUCUCCAAUCGUUUCCUCCAGCUGAAGCUAUCAGAUCCUCUCAUCUCGACGCUUACCUCCGAUUUCCCUCCUCCGAUCCACCGCCGCAUAGAUUCUCCUUCAGAAAAGCUCCUGUUUUCCGCAAUGCCGCCGAUUGCGCCGCCGCAGAUGUCGAUUCCGGCGUCUGUAACCCUUCCUUGGUCCACGUCGCGAUUACUCUGGAUUUCGAGUACCUACGUGGCUCAAUCGCCGCCGUUCAUUCGAUUCUGAAGCAUUCGUCGUGUCCCGAGAGCGUCUUCUUCCAUUUCCUCGUCUCCGAGACUGACCUAGAAUCCUUGAUUCGUUCGACUUUUCCCGAAUUGAAAUUAAAGGUUUACUUCUUCGAUCCGGAGAUUGUACGGACUCUGAUCUCAACCUCCGUCAGACAAGCGCUUGAGCAGCCGUUGAAUUACGCUCGAAAUUACCUAGCUGAUCUUCUUGAGCCUUGCGUCCGUCGCGUCAUUUACCUAGAUUCCGAUCUAGUCGUCGUCGACGAUAUCGCAAAGCUGUGGAUGACGAAACUGGGAUCGAAAACGAUCGGAGCUCCUGAAUACUGUCACGCGAACUUCACAAAGUAUUUCACACCGGCGUUCUGGUCGGACGAGAGGUUCUCCGGAGCUUUCACGGGGAGAAAACCGUGCUACUUCAACACGGGAGUGAUGGUGAUGGAUCUUGAGAGAUGGAGGCGCGUAGGGUACACGGAGGUGAUAGAGAAAUGGAUGGAGAUUCAGAAGAGUGAUAGGAUUUACGAGCUGGGAUCAUUGCCACCGUUCUUGUUGGUAUUCGCCGGAGAAGUAGCUCCGAUAGAGCAUCGGUGGAACCAGCAUGGACUUGGGGGAGAUAACGUGAGAGGAAGCUGUAGAGAUCUACAUCCCGGUCCGGUUAGCUUGCUUCAUUGGUCCGGUAGUGGUAAACCGUGGUUCCGGUUAGAUUCGAGACGGCCUUGUCCACUUGAUACUCUUUGGGCACCUUAUGAUUUGUAUGGACACUAGUCUCGCUGAUGAUGAUGAUCUCUGUUAUUACAUAUUAUAGUCUCAGCUGGUAAAUUCUCUCAUCUCCUUGACAAAAAAAACAAAAACCAUUAAUUCUUUCUUUCUUCUUUUGAUUUUACCAACUUUUUGUUGGAAUUUGUUUCGUUCCUCUGUAUUCUAUUCGAUUGUUCUGUGCAUGAAAUAAAAAAACUCAAGAAAAAAGAAGAAACAGAAAACCAUAGGAUACAUUCAGAUUUGUUGUACAGACUUUUUACCAUAUGUUUUCUUUUAAUAUAAUUCUGUCAUCUUU